Messenger RNA from Musca vetustissima, 861 nucleotides. RefSeq names its product MORN repeat-containing protein 3-like. Bases 1 to 861 code for a protein of 286 amino acids. The record is from RefSeq and is a predicted model, not a curated record. Lineage: Eukaryota; Metazoa; Arthropoda; Insecta; Diptera; Muscidae. The transcript has 4 exons.
AUGGCCUCCAAAUAUUACCACGAACAGCUGUGUGAAAAAUAUAAUAAUCCCUCAAAAUCGGAAUGUAAUGGUUGGCGUAGUACCUUUUAUUAUCCGGGCGGUGGAAAUUAUCGCGGUUAUUGGUCAAGAUCUCAACAUCAUCGUUUUGGUGUCAAAGAAUCGAAAAGCCAUCUCAUUUACGACGGCCAAUGGAAGGAGGGAAAGAGACAUGGUUGGGGUAUGAUGCGUCGUCGUUUACAAAAUGGUACAAUGGAGAGGAUAUAUGCCGGACAGUGGCAAAACGAUAAAAAGUGUGGUGAAGGGAAACAAUUUUAUGCGGAUGGUAGCAUCUAUUAUGGUUGGUGGUUGGAUAAUCGUCGCCAUGGUUUGGGAAUACAAUGGUAUGGUUCGGGUGAGAUAUAUUUGGGUGAAUGGCAGGUGGAUGUACGGCAUGGUUUGGGUGUUAUGUUUUAUGCAAAUGGCAACCGUUAUGAGGGCUAUUUUGCCCGGGGCUUUAAAAAUGGUGAGGGCACAUUUUAUCACAUGCUCAGUGGGCAAAUACAAAAAGGCAUAUGGCAAGAUGAUAUAUGCAAGGUAUCGAUGCUGCAGGAUGAAUUUCGUCAACAGACCCAUAAACCUACACCAUAUCCCAUACCUCUCUUACGUCUGGCCUGUCCCACGGAAUUUAUUCGUAAACUUUUUGCCGACUAUAAUGAUCGUGUGAAAAUCUCAUGCAAUUCCCCGAAGUUUGUGGAGAAAUUUCGAAUGCAUAUCAAAUUAGAACCCAAAGCUAUGACAAAAUCCAAAUUCGUAUUGGAUGAUUUAGAUGUUCCGUGUACAUGCAAAAUGCGUGAGAAAUUAAUACAACUUCGUGAAUUAUAA